Cololabis saira (Pacific saury) is the source of this 1492-nucleotide messenger RNA. It is a transcript of the gene ccbe1, whose product is annotated as collagen and calcium binding EGF domains 1. The record is from RefSeq and is a predicted model, not a curated record. Gene Ontology annotation, molecular function: calcium ion binding. Bases 46 to 1239 code for a protein of 397 amino acids. NCBI's taxonomy places the organism in Eukaryota, Metazoa, Chordata, Actinopteri, Beloniformes, Belonidae. The transcript is spliced from 11 exons.
AGCAGAGGAGGACGCAGUCUGUUCUGGUGCUCCGUGAGCGACGUCAUGCUGCUGAGAGCCAGCAGCAGUCCUCUGGUGCUCACCGUCACCUGCAUGUGCUUCUCCGGAGCUCUGCUCUGGUCCUACCAGGAGGAGGACGCCACUGAUGGUGAGAAGUGCUCUGACAAUAACAUUUCCACCACAAAAUACCCAUGUGUGAAGGCGACCGGGGAAGUCACGACGUGUUACAGGAAAAAAUGUUGCAAGGGCUUCAAGUUUGUGUUGGGCCAGUGCAUUCCUGAAGACUAUGAUGUGUGUGCUGGCGCCCCCUGUGAGCAGCAGUGUACUGACCAUUUUGGUCGGGUUGUGUGCACCUGUUACCAUGGCUACCGAUACGACCGUGAGCGCCACAGAAAUCGAGAGAAGCCCUACUGUCUGGACAUUGAUGAAUGUGCAGACAAAAACAUGAGUGGAUGCUCUCACAUCUGCAUCAACUCUGUGGGGAGCUACAGGUGUGAAUGUGAAAAAGGCUUUUACCUGGAAGAAGAUGGGAAAAUGUGCAACAAGGGGGAGAAAGCAGUUCAUCUCUUUGAGGAGUGUGAUAACGUAAUGAAUGCUGGAGGCUGCUCGGCCACAUGUGAAGAUUUUCUCCUGAUAAAGAUGUCAGUUCUCCAGCUUAAACAGAAGGUGGCCUUGCUGUCAAAUAGUGCUGACAUCCCCAUGCAGAAGACAGAAGAAAGAAUCCUGACGUCACCUAUAUAUUUACCAGGGCCUCCAGGUUCUCCUGGCCUUCCAGGAGAUCCAGGACAAGAGGGCCACCAAGGUCUUUUGGGCCCCCCUGGUCCCCCUGGUCCCAGGGGCUUGAUGGGACCCAUUGGACCUACACCAGACCUGUACCACAUCAAACGUGGACCUCGAGGACCAGUGGGGCCUCCUGGAGCAGCAGGAAAGGAUGGCCUGAAGGGGGACAGAGGAGCUCCUGGGCCUGCUGGACCACCAGGCCCCCCAGGCUCCUUUGACUUCCUGCUUCUUGUGAUGGCAGACAUCCGCAAUGACAUCGCUGAACUUCAGAGCAAGGUGUACGGUCGGGCGAUUAACUCUCUGGAGGAGGACUUUCCUUUAGCCCCCGACAGCUGGAGAGAGAGCCAGGACAACGUGGACACAGGGUCUGGGGAGGACUAUAAGGAACUCCCACCUCAAACAGGCCGAAGCUCCAGGAGGAACAGGAAGAGGAAACCAGCACGAGAGAGAACAGACUGAAUAGACUGCAGGGUCUUAACUGUUUAAAAUAUUCCACAUUAGGUGUAAAUAUGAUGAGGCUUGUUGUUUAUUUAACUGAAUUUUAAAAGAAAGUAAUGUAUGCCUUUUUUAUCACAGAUGUUUAUUUUUGUAUAAUAUUUCUUGUAUUUUUUUAAGCAAAUGUGAGUAGACUGUGCCAGUGCAUGUUUUUUCUACUGUGUAUUUUCAGAAAUUUAUUUUUUCUCUCCUCAGCACAUUAAAGACGUUUCUAAUA